Messenger RNA from Schistocerca serialis cubense, 456 nucleotides. Its product is annotated as cuticle protein 16.5-like. Bases 96 to 359 code for a protein of 87 amino acids. The transcript has 2 exons. The record is from RefSeq and is a predicted model, not a curated record. Lineage: Eukaryota; Metazoa; Arthropoda; Insecta; Orthoptera; Acrididae.
GGUCCGUGGCGGGGGCGCGGGCAAGUAUAAAAGGCGGCGAGAGACUGGUCCCGGCACAGUAGUCGCCAGCCGCUGACAUCACCACACCUCACAACAUGUACAAGCUGAUCGUCCUCGCCGCCGUGCUGGCCGUCGCCGCCGCCGCCCCCGGCUUCCUGGGCGCACCUGCUGUCGCCUACACCGCCCCCGCGGUGGCCGCCGCCCCCGUGGCCUACGCCGCCCCCGCUGUCGUCAAGGCCGCCGUCGCCGCCCCCGCUGUGGCCUACGCCGCCCCCGCUGUGGCCUACGCCGCCCCCGCUUACCACGCCCCUGUAGCCUACGCUGCAGCUCCCGCCAUCGUCAAGACGCACUACUUCUGAGAAGACGCACUUCAUAAAAAGCCAGCUAUUUAUUUACCCACUGUUUCACUGACAUGUGGACAGCAAUGGAGCAAAUAAAGUGACUUUUCAUGAGUAA